Helicoverpa armigera (cotton bollworm) is the source of this 746-nucleotide messenger RNA. Its product is annotated as mpv17-like protein. The transcript has a single exon. Gene Ontology annotation, cellular component: membrane; cytoplasm; mitochondrion. Gene Ontology annotation, biological process: cellular response to reactive oxygen species. The record is from RefSeq and is a predicted model, not a curated record. Bases 83 to 667 code for a protein of 194 amino acids. Lineage: Eukaryota; Metazoa; Arthropoda; Insecta; Lepidoptera; Noctuidae.
CCGUGACAGACAAACGUGAAAUUGAUAUCGUCUAGUCGUAACUUGUAAUGCAAAAACAAUAAAAAUUUCAAAAAAAAGAAUCAUGACUAUACUGACGAAGGUAUUGCACUUGCCUGAGCAGUUCCCCUUGAUCCGGGGCAUGGUGUCGUAUGCCAUCAUCUGGCCCACCUGCAGCAUCACCCAGGAGUACUUGGAACACGGAACUAGUGUUGAAAACGCCAACUGGGCGCGCGCUGCUCGCUUCGGAUUCUUUGGGGCUUUCUGCAUGGCACCGGUCUUCUACGGAUGGAUGAAAUACUCAAGCCGUUUCAUCAAACGCAAUAGCCUCCUAUCAGCCGUGACCAGGGCAGCUAUAGAACAACUGACAUAUGCUCCAUUAGCCAUGGCAUACUUCUUCUUCGGAAUGAGUCUCCUUGAAAUGAAACCCAUUGACGCUUGCAUGCAAGAAGUGAGGGAGAAAUUAUGGCCGACUUGGAAGAUAGGCGUUGUGUUUUGGCCGGUAGUACAGACUCUGAACUUUUACUUCAUAUCUGAGAAAAAUAGGAUUGUAUUUGUGAGUGUGGCGAGUUUUAUUUGGACGGUUUAUUUGGCACACAUGAAGUCCAGUGAUAAAAAUAACCAAAUCAAAUCGAACCCAAAAGCCAUAUCGGCUUCGCCCGCUAAAUGAACAAGCUUUGCAUAGGGCUUAGCUGUACUUCUUGAGAUUGUAAUUUAUGAAAUUAAAAUAAAAUUAAAUAAUUAUCAUG